UGUGUGGAUUCGUUUGAAAGUUUUCCCGCAAUUUGUUGUCUGCAAAAUCUUAAAGUUACUAUUUCAAGAUGGAGAAUUAUAUAAAAUUUAACAAAAUAGGUGAAGGAUCCUAUGGUAAAGUUUACAAAGGAUUGAAUAAGUUCAAUAAUGAAUUAGUCGCAAUAAAAAAAAUUCGAUUCCAUAAUGAUGAUGAAGGAUAUGCUAGUUUUGCACUCAGAGAAAUAUCACUACUUUUAGAGAUUAAACAUCCAAAUAUUGUCACCUUAGUUGACAUGGUCCCAAAAAUUAAUAAAUUAUAUUUAAUAUUUGAGUACAUGCUGAUAGACCUCAAGAAGUAUCUUAAGUUGCUACUAGAAGACGAAUUUAUUAGUCAAAGUUUGUUGCGUAGUUAUUUAUAUCAGAUAAGCAGUGCUGUAGACUACCUACAUCGAUCGCGCAUAAUGCAUCGCGAUAUAAAACCUCGCAAUAUGUUAAUUGACGAUAAAGGGGUUUUAAAAGUCGCAGAUCUUGGAAUGGCGCGAGUAUAUAAAAACACACCACAUAAAUACUCGCCCAAAAUUUCAACCUUGUACUACAAAGCACCAGAACUUUUAUUAGGACAAGAAACUUAUGAUUGUUCAGUGGAUAUUUGGGCGAUCGGGUGCACUUUUGCAGAAAUGGCAACCAAAAACGUUCUGUUUAAAGGUUCUUCACAUAUAAAUCAAAUACUGGUUAUAUUCAGAACAUUAGGUGCCCCCACUGAAGAUAUAUGGCCUGGAGUUACCACUCUUCCGCACUUUUUAUCAGAAUGGGAAGUUGAGUCAACAAUUGAACUUACCUCGUUAUCGGGUAAUAUAAACGACCAAGGAAUCGAUUUAAUUAAAAAAAUGAUUACUUAUAAUCCAGCUAGCCGCAUUUUAGCAAAAGAUAUUUUAAAACAUCAAUAUUUUGAUGGUUUUAAUCCUGAAGCCUUGUAUUAUUAUACUGAAUCAUAA
This is a messenger RNA of Teleopsis dalmanni, 974 nucleotides long. Its product is annotated as cyclin-dependent kinase 1-like. Gene Ontology annotation, cellular component: nucleus. The transcript has 3 exons. The record is from RefSeq and is a predicted model, not a curated record. Gene Ontology annotation, biological process: G2/M transition of mitotic cell cycle; mitotic G2 DNA damage checkpoint signaling; protein phosphorylation. Bases 69 to 974 code for a protein of 301 amino acids. Gene Ontology annotation, molecular function: RNA polymerase II CTD heptapeptide repeat kinase activity; ATP binding; cyclin-dependent protein serine/threonine kinase activity. Lineage: Eukaryota; Metazoa; Arthropoda; Insecta; Diptera; Diopsidae.